This is a messenger RNA of Mycena indigotica, 1287 nucleotides long. RefSeq lists its product as uncharacterized. Gene Ontology annotation, molecular function: hydrolase activity, acting on carbon-nitrogen (but not peptide) bonds, in cyclic amidines. The record is from RefSeq and is a predicted model, not a curated record. Lineage: Eukaryota; Fungi; Basidiomycota; Agaricomycetes; Agaricales; Mycenaceae. Bases 1 to 1287 code for a protein of 428 amino acids. The transcript is spliced from 3 exons.
AUGAUGCUCUCCAUCAACCACGCACGAUUAGCGAACGACUCUGUUCUGUACCACAUCGAAUGCAAGAAUGGAAGAAUAUCGUCUAUCCAACCAGAAGAGACCACUAACCUAGCUGCCGACGUCGUUGCGGAUGGGGGAAUCGUCUUGCCAUCGCUCUGCCAUUCUCACAUCCAUCUUGAUAAAUGCUUCAUCCUGGACCGCUGUCAACUCGUUACUGGAGACUUCUCCGAAGCGCUGAAAGUCACCAAUCAGGCGAAAGCUGCCUUUGAGCCCAGCGAUCUUUACAAACGGGGCCACAAACUCAUUCGUGAUAGCGUUGAGUGUGGUGUGACCUCAAUGCGGGCCUUUGUAGAGGUCGAUCGAGCGGUUGGUUUCUCGUGUGUUGAGCAAGGUGUCCAGUUGGCCACUAAUUUCCGUGACGUCUGCGAUGUCCAGCUAGCUGCAUUUGCGCAGGAGCCUUUAUUCGAUGACACUGAAAGUGUCGAUCCUGGGGAGAACUACUCGCUGCUUGUCCGUGCCCUUGAAACGCACGAUCUCCAAGUUGUUGGCUCAGCUCCCUAUGUGGAACCCACGCUAGCGCAAGCAAAGCUCAACAUUGGUCUGAUUCUCAACUUGGCGCUGAAGCAUCGGUGCCAUGUCGAUUUUCAUCUCGAUUACAACCUCGAUCCGACUUCCGAACCGCUUAUCUUUAACGUCAUUGAACAAGCAAGGCAGCUCUCGUGGCCCCCUGCCCUGAAAAUUACCGUUGGACAUGCCACGCGUUUGCAGCUCUUCACACCAGAGGAAUGGAAGGAGCUAACUUCGGCCAUGGGAAGCCUCCCGAUAACAUUUGUCGGCCUUCCCCAGAGCGAUAUGUAUAUGAUGGGCCGUGGUGAUUCUCCGUUAGGGGCGCCUAGAGGAACGUUGCACAUUCCACAAAUCGCGGCUCAACACAACAUCCAGAUUGCAAUGGCGGUCAACAACGUGCAAAACGCAUUUACGCCUCAGGGUUCAGUCGAUCCACUAUCACUCUGCACUUUUGGCGUCGCGCUGUUUCAAACAGCAACGCCGAACGACUUGAAAACCUUAUUGCGAGCAGUGACAUUGACCUCCAAAGAAGCGAUUGGAGAGACAGAAGCUUACAAAGAUCUGACAUUAUCUGUCGGCGAUCCCGCUAAUCUUGUCGUCUUGCACGGAACGCCCACAACACAAUUGGCGGUGCUUAACCCUGGCUACGUUCGAACGACUAUACGCGCUGGCCGUGUUGUUGCUUACAGACACAAUUCUGUGUGGAUAGCGUCCAAUUGA